CGACGCACGACGCACUCUCCUUCUGCCAUCAUUCAAUCUCCUUUCUUCAUCUCCCCAUCGCCACUCGCAUCGCUGCCCACCACCCUCCUCUCCUAAAACCAAAACACUUUGCCGUGCUCGACAUCGGGCACGAGCAUCCCCCAAAACCAGCGUGAUCACGCUUUCAAGCACUGUUCGCCAUGGCCCAGCAGCAGUCUCCUCACCUCACCGACAUUCCCCAGGCGAUUCAGAUCGCAGCGGCCGCAGACCCAUCCAUCGACCCCGCACUCAAGCAGCAAGCACUUGACUAUCUCCAGAAAGUCAAGGAGCGAUGCGAUGAGACCUGGCAGGACUGUUUGUCCCUCUAUUUGCAAGGCGCCGGCGCUUCUGGCGUCGGUGCAACGGGCUCGGACGGCAAGGAGAAGCUUGAUCCCAGCAUGCGCAUGUUUUGCGAGCAGAUUGUGGACGCAACCAUGAUCAACAAGCCCGAGGCCAUGUCCGUCGACUCGCAGAAGGCCAUGUACGAGGCAAUCGUCGACUUUGUGCGCGCCGAGUACAUAGAGGGUUCUUGUGAAGGCGGCCAGUCGUUCCUUCGCAACAAGCUCGCGUUCACCAUUGCGCACCUCUUUCUCAAUGUCUACCCCAACACCAUUCCCACUUUCCUUCAUCCCUUCAUCGACCUCCUCGUCCCUUCCAACUCGACCAAGAGUCUCAACCCCUCUCUACUAGCCGUCCAUCUCCUCAUCGAGAUUGCCCAGGAAAUCCACGACACCGUCAUGCGCAGCGCCCGCCCUCACUCACCCGCACGUCAGCAGCGCGAUGGCCUCAUUCGCGACGGUAUCCGCACGAGCGGUGAUGAGCAACUCGCGGUUAACAGUCUUCUCGCGCUGGCGACCAAGGGUCUGGAGCUGUGCCGCAGCGGUGACAAGCAGUGGCUCGAAGUGACGCAGCUUGCGCUCAAGGCUCUUGGAGCGUGGACCCCUUGGGUGGACCUUGCAGUGGCUCUCACGCCCGAAACCCUAGGGUUUUAUCACCAGGUUCUACAGCAGAACAUUACGUCGCUACGUACCCAGGCGGCGGGUAUCAUUAGAACCUUUACUGCCAAGGGUAUGCGCGAUCCUGCAGAGAAGUUGCAGGUCCUCAAGGUCCUCGACAUCCUCUCCGUGCUGGACCCGCUGGAAGCCCAGACCAGCUCGAAGGAGGAUCACGGCAUGGUCCUCUUUCGCGCAUCUCUCGCCAGUGUGCUCCAGGUUUACGGUACGGAGCUCAUCAAGCUCACUGAGCUGGAUAAUGCCUCCGAGCAAAUCCGUAACGAGGCAGACAAUAUGCUCUCUGCUUCCAUUCCUCUCAUCCUACGCUUCCUCAGCGACAGGCAUCCCGAGGUUCCCACGGCAGUCUCGCCCUUUGUGUCGGACUUGUUGCGUACGUUCAAAAAAUACGUUAAGCCUCCAGCUACCCCAUCCAACGGCCGUACGAUGGCCCCUCCUCCCCCCCCCGUUCCACUUCCCCCUGGCAAACGCGACUUUCUUCUCUCUGUGCUUGAAGUGGUCGUUCGUCAGCUCGAGUGGCCCGAGGACGCUGAGUGGGAGGUCGUUCAGGACGAGACGGAAACCGACGAGGGUGUGGAGGCGUUCUGCGCGAUGCGCCGCAGUUUCCGCAGCGUCAUCGACCACAUUGCAUCGAUCGACAAGUCACUUCACACCGAGGUCGUAGCUAGCAUUGUCGUUAACAUCUUGGAGCGCCUCUCGGCUCAAGGCGCCUCCGCUGUGACAUGGCAGCAGGCGGAGCUUGCUGCUUUCCUGGUCUUUACAUUUGGGGAAAUUGCGAAGAGCAACUCGCGUGCGGCCUUUUACGAGCUUCCUCCUGAGCUCCUCUCGAGGACGGCUGUCAAGAUGGCACGCUCCUCCGGCCAGUCGACUCCAACCGGCGGAGCUCCGCCUGAUAUCGCCUUCCUGGACUCGAACACAAAGAUAGACUACGAGCAGUACCCCCUCACGCCGCUCGGUCGCCUCCUCACUCUCAGCAUGACCUCGGAUCUCGCCUCGUACCCCCACCCUAGUGUCCCGCUAAUGUACUUCGAAAUUGGGGUCCGCUACGUCGACUUUUGGAAAGUCAAGAAGGGAGCAAUCCAGCCCAUGUUCGAGGCCCUUCUGGAUACCCGCGGCAUUCGCAAUGAGGACGAGGGCGUCCGUCGCCGGUCGUUCUACCUCCUCGCGCGGUUCAUCAAGGAGUGCAAGAUUGAGAUGGACAAGGCAAUGAUUCCUAUCAUCCUUGACAGUCUCAGGGAGAUGCUUCAAAUCCAUCCGAAGCUUCCGCAAGCUGACACUCCGGACGAUGAUCCGCUUCUUAAGGCCACCACAGGCAAAAGCUACUUCCAGGACCAACUUCACCUCUUCGAGGCCUCGGGCAUGCUCGUUUAUCUGACCAAGUCUGAUCCGCAAAGUCAGAUGGGGUUCCUCGCCGCUAUUGCUGGCCCUCUCAUGGCGGGUGUAGGCGCUGGUCUUGACCAGUACAAGCGCAACCCGCAGGACCAGAUGGCCGUUCUUCACGUCCAUCACCACCUCAUGGCUCUCGGGCACUUCGCAAAGGGUUUCCCGGCAGUAUCUGACGACCAGCUGGAGGCGCAGCCGUACAGGCAGCCUUUCAAGCAGAUGACGGAGGCACUACUUGAGGCCCUCGAGGUGAUGAAGACCCAGCGCGUCGUCCGGGACUCUGCUCGUUUUGCAUUCUCGCAGUUCGUGAGCGCAAUCGGGUCUAGCGUCGCCGAGCUGGUCCCGAGGUUUGUCAACUCCGUUGUCACCGAGUACGGGUCGGCCGAGCUCGUUGACUUCCUCAUAUUCCUUUCUCUCCUCAUGCACCGUCUCAAGAAAAACACUUUCGAGACGAUGGACAUGCUCCUACUACCCCUUCUAUCCAGCAUUUUCGACGUCCUCAAGAAGGAGAUCAAUGGCACAGACGAGGCCAUCACCCACCGUCGCCUACAGGAGGCGUACCUCGGCUUCUUCACGGCGCUCAUGAACGCCAAUCUUGAGGGUGUCUUUAUCUCGGACCGUAAUAAGCCUCAGUUCGAAAACGUGCUCCAGUCGCUCAUGAACAUGAGCGAGGACAGCUCAGACAUGAUGUCGCAGCGACUGGCUUUCGCAUUCUUUGGCAAGUCGGUCAUUGCUUGGGGGACGUCGGCCACCGCAGCGUCCAAGCCCUCGGUCUUUGCUGACACGGCAAUGUCGAUGCAAAGCCAGAAGGUAGCGGCUGGCCUUGCCAGCGCCACCAACCAGCAUGCCAUCUCCAAGGAGGAUCGUGCGGCGAUGGCCCUUCCAGGGUACGAGAUGUUCAUCUACCAACGCCUCGUCCCAACUGUCUUCACCGUGUCAGCCGAUCCCAAGUUCAACGUCAAGCAGGGCCUGCCCGUUCUCCACGAGAUGGCGGGCGUUCUUCGCAAUGUUGUCACGGCGCGCGGCCAGGAGGGCAUAGACUUCCUUCUUGGCGACAUGCUGCCCAAAAUCGGCUGCCCGCCGGGCAUGGCGCAGCAGCUUAUCGAGCGUCUACGCACGCAACCCGCCAAGGACUUCCGCAAGACGUACGCCGAGUUCAUCAAAGCCAUGCGCUCGUAGCAUACUAAUUCUCCCAUCAUUACCUUACCACCACUCGCAUCACGACCCGAACUUCUCGGCCCGAGUAGCAUAUCAUCAUCCAUCCAUGUCUCAUCGCAUCACAAUUAGCGCUGCGUGUUUAUAGUUGCAGCAUUGUCGGUCGUCGACAUCAUCAUGCAUAGCGUACUACGCUG
Cutaneotrichosporon oleaginosum is the source of this 3763-nucleotide messenger RNA. RefSeq lists its product as uncharacterized. Gene Ontology annotation, biological process: tRNA re-export from nucleus. Gene Ontology annotation, molecular function: small GTPase binding; tRNA binding. The record is from RefSeq and is a predicted model, not a curated record. Gene Ontology annotation, cellular component: nuclear pore; cytoplasm; nuclear matrix. Lineage: Eukaryota; Fungi; Basidiomycota; Tremellomycetes; Trichosporonales; Trichosporonaceae.